GAUGUUGUUUAGCAUCGAGUCAAAUCGACACUUAAAGUUUUGUUGUUUCUUGAUUCUUGCUGUCGUUUUCAUCUUUAGAAGAUGCUCGCAUAGAAACAUUAGGAUUUAGUGAGAUUAUAAUUACAUUUUCUUGUACGCAAUGGCCAAUUCUCAAUAUGAUCUCGAUCUAUCGGGUGGAUUAAUGCCACAAAUUCAAGCUCUACUAGCACCGCCUUUGUUGGAAGAUAUUUCAAAAGAAAAGAGAAAAGACGGAUUGGCAUUGCAUCCCUACUACAGACGACCAGGACGAGGUCAUAAUCGCGAUAGUUGUGAUGCUUGUAAAGAGGGAGGUGAACUCAUUUGCUGUGACUCUUGCCCAGCAUCCUUUCACCUACAAUGCCAUGAUCCUCCAUUAGAGGAGUCAGAUUUACCCAAAGGUUUGUGGAACUGUCACAGUUGUCGUAUGAAAAAGGCCCAAGAUGCUGCAAAUCCUCUUACAAAUUUCAUAGAGGUGGAUGACGGAGCAGACUCUGAUUCCAGUAAAACUGGAAAAAGACCUUAUAACUCAGCAACUCAAUCAGUAGGCAGUGGUCAGGGAGCCCCUGAAAGAAUAUCUGGUCGCCGUCGAACCAAUAACUCGGAUGAUGUUGAUGUAGAAACCACUGGAGUUAGUUCAGAAAAGUCCAGUGAUAGAGAAGACGUCAUUGUUGAUAAUAUGGGCAAAGUCUCAUUUUUUGCCCCUCUCAUCAGAGUAGCAGCAUCUAUGAACCCACAGCAAUUCGAACUCCCACCAGAACUUGUAGAACCUAUUCCUUUUCCAGGUACCAGUAAAUUGUGUAUUUCGAAAAAAACCGGAUCUGGCCCCAAAAAAAAAUCACACGAACUUGAUAACGGACUCGUGCCAUUACCGUUACGAGCGUGCUUCUACUGCAGCAAGAGUUGCCGCAAGGCGCCAAUGGUUGCCUGUGACUUUUGCCCCCUGGUUUUCCAUCUGGAUUGUCUGGAUCCUCCCCUUGUUUGCAUGCCAGUUGGCAAGUGGAUGUGCCCCAAUCACCCUCAAAAUAUUGAAUAUAAAUUGUUGCCUGAUUCACGACUUACCGAACGAGUGAAGUUUUGGUCGUUCUUACAGAGACCCAUUGACCAUGAAACUGUAAAAAUCAAUUUCCUCCGCAAAGUAAACCGAAAAAAUCCGCCUUUUCGUCGGAAGGUCGCACUACCUGGUCGUCCUCGUAUGAGGGUCCCACAAAUCAUCAAGGACCAGUAUAAACAUCCACCGUUACUUCCGGCGCGUUUAAAUGGAGCUCAACCAUUUUACUGGUCGUCCGUUCUCCCAGAAACACGGAAGAAUUUGAAACCAUUCGAUAAAAAUGAAUUAAUUGACGAGGAAAACAAAGAUAGAGAACAAUCACGACUUCAGGAGGAUGCUCAGCAAAUAGCAGCAGACUGCGAAGCAAUGUUUUCAAACGAAGGCGAGACUGUCGGAAAAUUUGAUACUACGUUACCUGAACGGAGAGAUAAAGAAUCUGUGGAAGGAUCGAGCUCCUCUUCUUGGGAUGGAUUGUUUGCUGAAGAGUUUCAAGAAAUCGAAGCAGAUGUCAAAAAUUAUUUGGGAACCCUGAGGCGAGGCAUGAAAGAGAGUCACUUGAAAGUCUUUAUGGAGCAGCUAUCGAAUGAUUUGCUGAGGGCAAUGGAUCAAGAAACAAUGAGAGCUCUUGCCAUGCAAAGAGUGCAGCAGCUAAUCCUGAACCCAGAAUCUCGCUCGUUGACUGUGUUCCCUCUUCCUGGAAUGAUGUCCUCUGGUUGCAGCACUCAAUCUACAGUCAUUCCACAACCUUGGCUUCAGGCCAGCAGUGCUUCCGACAGUGGUAAUACUAUCUACAGUAGUCAAGCCCAGACGAAUGUCUUCCCACGACAGCCUAGAGCAUUCCUCUGCCCUCUUAGCUCAGCUUAUCCACCAGCACCCAUCUACUAUCGCCGACUUACUAUUGGCACUGGUGCUGACAUGGAUUUGAACUUGUCUACUUUCGGUGCGUGCAGCUAUGUUUCCGGACAUCACUCUACUGUGUUUUACGAUGAGAUGUCGAGACAUUUCGAGUUACUAAACUAUAGCGAGCACGGAACCGUUGUUGAUAACGUCGUGUAUUGCUGCGAUGUGGACGUGGAUGCAGACACUUUCAAAUCUGAAGCGGAAGAUGUCAAAGAGAAGAAACCGUCAUUCCAGGGGUUAGAUGAUUUUACGAGACGCAAUGGUGAUAGAAUGACCAGCACCCCUUCACUCACGGAACCAAACGAGGCGUCUCGUUGUGGAUGCCGCACCGACGUCAGUUCUCUUGGCUCAACAGGUAAAAGUGGAGGAUGGGAAGGCACUGCCCUGCUCACGCAUGGUUCUCACAUCAAAUUCGGGUGCAUGCAGUUCAUUUUGUGUAUAAGCAACACCAACGAGAAACCUCGUUUUAUUCAUAAUUGAAAACAUUUUGCGGUUCACUUUUUUUUUUUACCCUGCUCGUCCUUAAAUUCCGCGAUUAUUUUGUUUGUUUUCCCCUUUGUUCAAAUAAAAUUGUCAAGCCGUGAAAAAAAAGUACAAAAUAUCCAACCAUUAAAUCGCGUUUAAACAUUGUGUAUAACCUACUCGGAAACUGGUCUUGCAAAUUUUUGCGAUACACAAUAAGCAAAUUUUAA
Molecule: messenger RNA, 2658 nt
Organism: Daphnia pulicaria
Lineage: Eukaryota; Metazoa; Arthropoda; Branchiopoda; Diplostraca; Daphniidae
Product: PHD finger protein 12-like
Exons: 15
Coding region: 140-2446 (768 amino acids)
Biological process (GO): negative regulation of transcription by RNA polymerase II
Cellular component (GO): nucleus; Sin3-type complex
Molecular function (GO): transcription corepressor activity; protein binding
Source: RefSeq, a predicted model, not a curated record